ACUUCGACAAUGUGGAGGCCCUGCAUAGCCUUGCUGAAUCAUCCAAUAUGACAGAGCAACUUGAGCUGAAUGCUGUUGAAAUUGAGACUGCAAGUGACAGUGGCGAUUCAAUACCUUCACUUCAGUCAGUUUCCGACUCUGACAGUGAGUGGGGGGACUUACCAGACAGCCAGUUUGAGGUAUUGUCAUCUUCGCUAGACAGCUGGGAGGUUCUCGACAAUUCACUAGCCAAACCCAUUGAUGACAUUCUAGAAGUGUUAAGUGUGAAUCAGCGAAAUCGCAUUUACGAUUGGAUGAUGAUGCGACUCACUAGACAAGAUCCCUGGUCUUGGAUAGGCAGACCAGUGUCAGAGGAUCAAGUCGCCAAGGACUUGGAAGAGUACUACAGAUAUUUUUGGCCUCGUCUUGGCCUUCUCUGUCCAUCUCGGUACUCUAGUUCACCAGUACGGCAUUCUCAUCUAGGUGAUGUUUAUGCUAAAUGCGCCGAAGAGGUCCUGCGAAAGAAUGGCCCUUAUUGCUAUGGACCAUUGGGUGCUGACUUUGGUAGCAUAGUGGAAGGCGAAUUCUGUGUUUAUCAGAUUAGCGAGACACAGCACAUCAUAAUGAAUGAGCACCUACUAGAAGAUGUUGUCAUGGACUCUGCCUUGCUGCGAGAUCCAGAUUUUGACCUCCCUUAUUGGUAUCGAAACCUACUCAUGCAAGGGAAGCCAUGCCAUUGUCGAUGCCAGUGCUGCCACGAUCGAACAUGCGAGUCCAUGGGUGAUGCUGCGAGUAUUGUUGUAGAGCAAGUCUUGCAGGAUGGGCUUCAUCAUCUGGGCGAUGGAGCACCUUGGGGUGCUACGAAUGGGCAUCGGUUCCUAUAUUUGGGGCCAGACCCUGAGUGCAUUCGUAUACAUGAUACAUACCUCACACUUACAUUUGACAUUCUGCGAUACUACCUCGAGAACCCACACUUCGACUUGUGGAAUGCUUAUGCCUUGAGGGCAUAUCGUGCUCUUAUACUCGCUGAGUGCACACCCUUCAGUCUCGAUGAUUUGGAGGGCGAGCUCUUCUCGUUCUUUUCUGCAGACAAUGGUCAGGCUUCUGUCAGUGCCAGUCUGCAUGCUAUUGAGGCAAAUGCUGUGAAUGUACCUAAUCGUUCAUGGCCAGAAUCACUUCCUGCACUGCAGCGUAAUGCUGCCACACCUCGCAACUUUCGACGGGUCAUUCCCGAGCCCAUUGUAAUAGUUGUUAAUAUAAAUGGGCAUCCAGCAUGCGCAUUGCUGGAUUCCGGUUCACUUUCUGACUUUAUGUCUUCAAAACUCACUCAUCAGUUGGGUGUGAAGACAUUUGAGCUUGAGAAGCCCUUACCUAUGCAUCUAGCAGUUCAGGGUUCUCAUGCAAAGAUAAAUGUUGGAUGUAAAGCCCAUCUGGCAUACCAGUCAGUCGACGAACAAUGAUAUUUUGACAUCAUCAACUUACUGAACUAUGACCUAAUACUGGGGAUGCCUUUUCUAUUCCAGCAUCAGGUCGUAGUGGGCAUGAAUCCAAUCACUGUUGUGAUUGGCAGCCCUACAGCUUUACCCAUCAAAGGGAAGCACAUUCGUGUUAUCGAAUCGCGAGCAGCGGAACUUUUCGAUGAGAUGCUAGAAGAUGCUAGAAAAUUACUUUGUGAAUAUGCAGCUCCGAUAUGUCGCGAAGUGAGUGAUGCACCAUUGCCACCAUUGCAUGCAAUCAAUCAUACCAUUCCUC
Molecule: messenger RNA, 1731 nt
Organism: Somion occarium
Lineage: Eukaryota; Fungi; Basidiomycota; Agaricomycetes; Polyporales; Cerrenaceae
Source: the annotation of a GenBank genome assembly